This is a messenger RNA of Sphaeroforma arctica JP610, 1251 nucleotides long. RefSeq lists its product as hypothetical. Gene Ontology annotation, cellular component: ruffle membrane. The transcript is spliced from 10 exons. Lineage: Eukaryota; Ichthyosporea; Ichthyophonida. The record is from RefSeq and is a predicted model, not a curated record. Gene Ontology annotation, molecular function: phosphatidylinositol binding. Bases 1 to 1251 code for a protein of 416 amino acids.
AUGAGACACCCUUUUCCAUGCAAUCUUCGCAAGGAAUGCGAUCAUGCCUCAGCCAUCCUGGAGUCCGGGAGUGUGAAAGACACGAAGAGCAAGGUCAAGUCCGUGCUGAAUACGAUCCCACCUAAGCUGUUCAGAAGCUGCAAGGGCGUUGCCAUCGCAACCCUGGCGCAGAUGAGUAUCCUACUAGGUGGUGUUAAAGGUGGCUCCGGCGUUGUUUUGAAACAUGAUCCGAAAACAGACGAAUGGAGCGAUCCGAUAGGUUUUGGACUCGCCGGUGGAUUAUUUGGUUUCCAGUUAGGAAUAGCUGCGAUUGAUCUGGUAAUGAUUCUGACAACAGACAACGCAGUAAAGGCCUUUGCACGCGGCAACGUCACGCUGGGUGGAGAGAUUGGCUGUGCUAUUGGACCACACGGACGGACACUCGAGGGAGACAUCGCGAUCAUGAACAUCUCUCCCGUAGUUACAUACAGUUUCUCUCGCGGUCUGCUGUUCUCAAUGUCUGUUGAGGGUGUCGGUAUCAUCCAACGACCAGAUUCUAACAAAAAGUUUUACGGACAGGAUGUGGAUACCAUGGAUGUGCUAAACGGCUUCAAAGACCUACAACCAGUCAAGCCUCAGGGUGCUACAGCGAUCAGGCGGCUACAUAAGUGUCUGCAGAUGCGAGGAAUGGGGGAAACAUUCAAGGACGACAGAGGCAGUCUGUCACCGGAGAAUGUGCCGCCCUCCCGCCCGCAGACUGGCGCAACUGCGAAGCCCAGAUCAAACUCAUACAGCGGUAAGACUGGUACUGCCCCUGCGGCAUCAACGGGGUACGUGACCAACGCCACCAAGAACACGGGUGGGUAUGAAAAGAGCACAUACACUGCCAAGGCAUAUGGCAAGAAGAGUCCAGAGCCACCACGGGCAAGAACCCCUCCAGCUCCGGCCGCCGCAACCGGAUACGCAGCAUCCUCGUACAAGAGUUCGGGCUACGGGUCAAAUAACACGGAGAAGUCUACGUAUACUAGCAGUGGGUACGGCAGUAACAAGCAGAGCUCACCAGCCUCUACAUACACUAGCAGUGGCUAUAAAAGCCCUAGCGCCCCUAGCGCCCCGAGGGCCCCGCCCCCCACCACUACGUAUACACCCCCAGCUACGAGCAUAUAUAGUGGAGGCGGUGGUUACAACAGUAGCAGUACCUACAACAGUACUAGCAUCUACGAUAGAAAACCCGCAUGCAACAGCAGCACAAGCUCGUCGAACCGCCGGUAA